CCCGUGACAGAGCCGUCAUCAUGAACUCCAGCGAGUUCCGAAGGAGAGGCAGGGAGAUGGUGGAGUACGUGGCUGACUACCUGGAAGACAUCGAGAAGCGCCAGGUCUACCCCAGCGUGGAGCCUGGCUACCUGCGCCCGCUGAUGCCCAGCUGCGCCCCCCAGGAGCCAGACGCGUACGAGGAUAUUAUGAAGGACGUCGAGAAGAUAAUCAUGCCAGGGGUGACGCACUGGCACAGCCCGAACUUCUUCGCCUACUUUCCCACGGCCAGCUCGUACCCGGCCAUGCUCGCGGACAUGCUGUGCGGGGCCAUCGGCUGCAUCGGCUUCUCCUGGGCCGCCAGCCCAGCGUGCACGGAGCUGGAGAUGGUGAUGAUGGACUGGCUGGGCAAGAUGCUGCAGCUGCCGGAGGCCUUCCUGAUGGAGAAAGGUGGCGAAGGGGGCGGGGUGAUCCAGGGCAGCGCCAGUGAAAGCACCCUGAUCGCUCUGCUGGCCGCCCGGACCAAAGCGGUACGCCGCCUGCAGGCCGCCUCCCCGGAGAUGACGGAAGCCGCCAUCCACGACAAGCUGGUGGCCUACUGCUCGGAUCAAGCCCACUCCUCCGUGGAAAGAGCCAGCUUGGUUGGUGGAGUGAGAUUAAAAACCAUCCCUUCAGAUGACAAGUUUGCCAUGACUGCUUCUGCCCUGCAGGAGGCCCUGGGGAAGGACAAGGCCGCUGGCCUGAUUCCUUUCUUUGUGGUAGUGACCCUGGGGACCACACCCUGCUGCUCCUUUGAUAGACUUUCGGAAGUGGGGCCCCUGUGUAACAAGGAGGACUUGUGGCUGCACAUCGACGCCGCCUACGCAGGCAGCGCCUUCAUCUGCCCCGAGUUCCGGCACCUUCUGAACGGAGUGGAGUUUGCAGACUCCUUUAAUUUUAAUCCCCACAAGUGGCUCUUGGUGAAUUUCGACUGCUCUGCCAUGUGGGUGAAGAGUAAGACAGACCUGAUGGGCACCUUUAAGCUGGACCCGGUCUACCUGAAGCACAGCCAUCAGGACUCAGGGCUCAUCACUGACUACAGGCAUUGGCAGCUACCGCUGGGCCGCAGAUUCCGCUCCUUGAAACUGUGGUUCGUUUUCAGGAUGUACGGGGUCACGGGGCUGCAGGUCCACAUCCGCAAGCACGUGGGGCUGGCCCGCGAGUUGGAGUCUGCGGUGCGGCGGGACCCGCGCUUCGAGAUCUGCGCGGAGGUGGUCCUCGGGCUGGUCUGCUUCCGGCUGAAGGGUUCCAACAAGCUGAACGAAGCCCUCCUGGAAAAGAUAAACACCACCAAAAAAAUCCACCUGGUUCCGUGUCACCUCCGAGACCAGUUCGUGCUGCGCUUCGCCAUCUGCUCUCGCAUGGUGGAAUCCAGCCACGUGCACCGGGCCUGGGAGCACAUCAGAGGCCUGGCCACGGACCUGCUGCGGGCAGAGGCGGAGCCGAAGGCGGCGGCUGCAGAGAUCAAAAAUUGAAAAGAAGUAUAUCUGAAAACUGGAAUGAGAGGAAAAUAAACAUCAUCCUGGUUCCAUGGAGCCGAGCCUGCGUGAGGCUUCACGUUUCUCUCUGCCGUUAUCCAGAAGCUUGUGACUAUAUCUGUUCAGUCUCUCGUCAGUGAAGAAAUAAUAUCUGCUAUAUAAAAAGUUAACCCCAGUAGAUCUAGCUUUUAUUCAUUAAUUGCCUAUGAAUUUUUGUUUAAAGAAUCAUAGGUUUUUGGUUCCUGAGGGUGUCAGUGGUGGGAAAGGCUUAUUGAAAUAUUUUCCAGGGCAGUCUAUGAUUAUGGCACUUGAGAUUACACCUGUGGUCUUUAAAUUGCUCUGUCAUGUGACUCAGUGCUUAAUAAACCAUUUGAAGUGCAA
Molecule: messenger RNA, 1877 nt
Organism: Pteropus alecto (black flying fox)
Lineage: Eukaryota; Metazoa; Chordata; Mammalia; Chiroptera; Pteropodidae
Gene: DDC
Product: dopa decarboxylase
Exons: 14
Coding region: 21-1493 (490 amino acids)
Biological process (GO): serotonin biosynthetic process; amino acid metabolic process; catecholamine metabolic process
Molecular function (GO): pyridoxal phosphate binding; aromatic-L-amino-acid decarboxylase activity
Source: RefSeq, a predicted model, not a curated record